Molecule: messenger RNA, 1569 nt
Organism: Manihot esculenta (cassava)
Lineage: Eukaryota; Viridiplantae; Streptophyta; Magnoliopsida; Malpighiales; Euphorbiaceae
Product: NADPH-dependent aldo-keto reductase, chloroplastic
Exons: 7
Coding region: 307-1263 (318 amino acids)
Cellular component (GO): cytosol
Molecular function (GO): aldose reductase (NADPH) activity
Source: RefSeq, a predicted model, not a curated record
UUGUUUGGGAAGCAACACACAUGCUAAGAUCCAUCUUUCUUGCCGUGUAACUCGAGGAGUGAAGAGGAACCACAUACACGUCAAAGAACUGGGAAAAUUACCUGCAAUUUUCUGGCAUCAAUUAGCCAUAACUUCCCGAGUCUCUGAUCUGAAAAACUCGUGUUCAUUCCUUCUAAAUUCCACAAUCAAACACCUCUUUUUCUCUGUCUCCACUGAGCUUCUGUAAAUUGUAGAACAAUCUCAAAUUGAUCACAGAAGAUGCACAGGCUCCUGAUUAAAUGUGACCAGUCAUCGUUGUGAAAGAAUAUGGGCAAAGAGGAGAAACAGGGACUCUUAUAUUUUGAUCUCAAUACCAGUGCUAAGAUACCAUCCGUUGGCUUGGGGACAUGGAAAGCUGAGCCUGGUGUCGUAGGUGAAGCCGUCAAAGCUGCUAUCAAGGCCGGUUACAGACAUAUUGACUGUGCCAAAGUUUACAAUAAUGAAAAAGAGGUAGGGGAAGCUUUGAAGGAAUUGUUUUCCUCUGGAGAAGUGAAACGCAGUGAGCUAUUCAUCACGUCUAAGCUAUGGUGCAGUGAUCAUGCUCCUGAAGAUGUCUUAAAGGCACUGAACAAGAGUUUAGAAGACCUGCAACUUGAUUAUGUUGAUCUGUAUCUUAUGCAUUGGCCAUUUCGGACAAAGCAAGGAAGUCAGGGUUGGGACCCAGAAAACAUGGUUCCCCUGUGCCUUCAAGAGACAUGGACUGCAAUGGAAGGCUUAUAUGCAUCAGGCCAGGCACACGCGAUUGGGGUCAGCAACUUCUCAACUCAGAAGCUGCAAGACCUCCUAAAAUUUGCAAAAGUGCCACCUGCAGUUAAUCAGGUUGAAUGCCACCCUGUCUGGCAGCAACCUGCACUUCAUCAUUUAUGUAAAUCAACUGGAGUUCAUCUCUCGGCAUACUCUCCUCUGGGGUCUCCAGGUUCUUGGGUUAAGGGAGAAAUCUUAAAGGAACCAAUACUGAUUGAAAUUGCUGAGAAGCUCAGCAAAUCACCAGCACAAGUUGCUCUUCGCUGGGGUAUCCAGAGUGGUCACAGUGUCCUUCCAAAGAGUGUAAAUGCAUCUAGGAUCCUGGAAAAUUUAAGCUUGUUUGAUUGGUGUAUCCCUCCAGAGCUCUUCUCGAAAUUAUCAGAAAUCCACCAGCAAAGGCUCCUUCGAGGGGAUUUUGCAGUCCAUGCAACUCGCAGCCCUUACAAAAGCCUUGAAGAACUGUGGGAUGGUGAAAUAUAAGAAAUUUGAAUCAGGCAAUUAGUCUCUCUUGAUCUCGUUUAUUUUGAAAAGGAACUUCCAACCCAUGAGAUACAGCCUACCUUGUCAAAUCAGAGAAAGGUAUUUACAAUGCAUGGAGCCCUGGCCAUUUUAGGAUAAAAAAAUGGAGGAGAAUCAUUUGUCAUAUGCAACCUUGCCCCUCCAUUUUACAAAAAGAUUGUUUUCAAGACUCCAACCAUGACUUUUCAGUGACAAAGAAACUUGUCUUCAACAUUGCUAUCUAUUUAUAGGAUGUUUUAAAUUUAAUUAGCAAAUUACUUUUUCAUA